This is a messenger RNA of Microcebus murinus (gray mouse lemur), 1563 nucleotides long. The record is from RefSeq and is a predicted model, not a curated record. Lineage: Eukaryota; Metazoa; Chordata; Mammalia; Primates; Cheirogaleidae.
AACAGAGUGAGACUCUGUCUCAAAAAUAAAUAAGUAAAUAGAAAUAAACCUGUCAUGUCAAGCCACUGAGAUGCUGUUAAGGAAAAAAUUUUAACGCUAAAAUCAUGGCUCUCAUGCAAAUUUGGUAAAAUGAGCAUAUGUUAAAGAUGUCAAUUUAGGAGGUGGCCAUGCUGUGCUCAAGUCUGUAAUCCCAGUCACUCUGGAGGCUGAGGUGGGAGGACUGCAUGAGGCCAGGAGUUUGAGACCAGCCUGGGCAACACAGCAAGACUCUGCCUCUAAGAAACAAAAAGAUGUUAAAUUGAUAAGAGAAACACUACGAGGUUACCAGUCCUUUGAAGAUGGGGAAAAGGACCAUAAGCGAAUACAAGGAAUGCAGCUAUAGAUGCUGGAAAAGACAAGGAGAUAGAUGCUCCCUUAGAGCCACCAGAGGGAGCUCAGCCCCACCAACAUCUUGAUUUCAGCUGUUGAUACUGAUGUCAGAUUUCUGGUCGCCAGGACUGUAGGAGAAUAAAUUUAUGUCGUUUUUAAGCCACCAAAAUUUGUGAUAAUUUGCUACACAACCACAGGAAACUAACACACUAUUCUUCAGUUCUGCUUUUCUAUGUGGACUCCAUUAUCUAACAGGUUCUUUCCUCCUGGGGGCAAGAAGACUGCAGCUGCCCCAGGGGCAGGUGUUCACAGCUUCAAGUUCGAGGGAAAUACAGGCGCUGACAGUUCAGACCGAAUCCCCAGGCCCGGCCACUCCCAGGCCCAAGGUGGUCACAUGUCAUUGUCUAGGUCAUGUGCCCUCAGCUGUCCGAGCCACCUGGGCUGGGGGUGGGAGCUGCGCCUACUGAGCGAGACACGCGGGAGACGAACGCGCGGGACGAGAAGCGCGCGACCACCCAGCCCGCGCCCGCCACCCCGACGACCCGACAGUCUUUAGGAAGUACCCUGGGCCAUGCAGCUGCCCUGCCUUCCCUGGGAAGGGACAUGAUGGCCGCCCAAAUGAGCAAGGCAUUGGCCCUGGGCCCCCCAGUUCUUCACAGUCCACUGGCACCGAUGAUGGCUGAGCCUGGCCCUGAGAUCCCUGAGCAGUGCUUCCAGGGGUUUUGCUACAAGGAGGCAGGGGGGGCCCCACGGGGCCCUGGCUCAACUCCAAGAGCUGUGCGGCAGCUGUGUAGCCCGAGGCUAGUGCCAGGAGCAGAUUUUGGAGCUGCUGGUGCUAGAGCAGUUCCUGGACACACGCCCCUGAGAUCCAGGCCUGUCUACGAAGGCAGCGGCCAGGCAGUGCCAAAGAGGCUGCUGCCCCGAUGGAAGGGCUACAGAAGCAGGAGCCUGCCGGGCCUAGACUCCAGGUCACAGAGGCGAGGUGGAGUGUCCAGCACCGUGGACCUGCAGGUGGUGCCGUGGGGGAGGAGGAGGUCCGGCCUCCAGGCAGUGGCAGCAGGCUGCAGCCACGGAAGUGACACCAGCAGCUCGGGCCCUGCCCCACCUUCCGGGAAGGACAAACAAGGCACGGGGCCAGUGUCUCAGGCAGGCUUUAUCACGGGCAGACGCCCACAGCAGCUAGAGCCGGCGUGA